AUGACCGUGACGACAACUGGGACGACACGAAGCCGCAGGGUAUUGCCGAACGGACAACAAACGGUGGAGUUUAUUCAAACGGAGUUCGUCGAGGACGAAGACAACGCUGACGAUCAUGAUGCCGCUGAAUCUAGUAGGCAGAAGGCAAGUUCUAGACCUAGCGCAUCGUCGUCGUUGUUGUCGAAUAAGAUUUUGCAUGUCAAUAUCCGUCCUGGACUAUACGAGUUUUUGGAUGAUGUUUGCGGCCGCUAUGAAACGCAUCUGUAUUCAUCGUGUGUUCCGUUGGCGCGAGCCAAGCAGUUGGCAAGAAUGUUGGAUCCUGAGGGUGUGUACUUUUCGGAAGAUCGUAUUUGGGGUCGUGAGCAUUGUUCGUGUUGCGGCGACGACGACGACGACGAGACGACAGUUACUCGGAGCAAGACAAGCAAAAAGAAGAAGAAGAAAACGAAGAAGAAGAAGACGGCCAAGAAGCAGUAUUGGAAGGAUCUUUCACGACUUUCGUUGGUAUUGAGUUGUGGCGGUGGCGACGAAAGUUUGAAGCGCGUGGUGCUGGUGGAUAGUGGUUGGUUGAAUUUGGAAAAGAAUCGUAGCAACACAUUGCUCUUGGAAGGCUUUCAAGACGAUCCUCGUGUGGGUACUGGUACCGAUACCAUUACGAGCACGACGACGAACAAUGAUGAUCUGUCCGAUGUGUUUUCGUUUUUGGUGACGGAGCUGGAGGAUUGCGAUGACGUGCGACCCAUUCUGACACAAAAGUCGGAGCUAGAGCAUGGCUGGAUUCUUCAGUUUCCACAUUCUUGUUGGGCAAAGUAA
Seminavis robusta is the source of this 813-nucleotide messenger RNA. The record is from the annotation of a GenBank genome assembly. NCBI's taxonomy places the organism in Eukaryota, Bacillariophyta, Bacillariophyceae, Naviculales, Naviculaceae.